Centropristis striata (black sea bass) is the source of this 5008-nucleotide messenger RNA. RefSeq names its product flotillin-2. Gene Ontology annotation, biological process: regulation of myoblast differentiation; protein localization to plasma membrane. NCBI's taxonomy places the organism in Eukaryota, Metazoa, Chordata, Actinopteri, Perciformes, Serranidae. Gene Ontology annotation, cellular component: plasma membrane. The transcript is spliced from 11 exons. The record is from RefSeq and is a predicted model, not a curated record. The coding region runs from base 142 to 1428 and encodes 428 amino acids.
GGGGCUGUGUGUUGUUGCUGUCGUCGUGCAGGACGUGAAGACUCUUUCGCACCGAUCUCACCUGGAUAAACAACGGAUAAUAUCUUUUUUAUCUCCCACUCCAGCUGUUUGCUAGUUUUUCUCUCGCCCUCUUGAGUGAACAUGGGGAACUGUUUAACCGUGGGGCCGAACGAGGCUCUGGUGGUGUCCGGUGGCUGUUGUGGCUCUGACACAAAGAACUACGCUGUGGGAGGAUGGGCCUGGGCCUGGUGGCUCAUUUCAGACACCCAAAGGAUAACCCUGGAGAUCAUGACUCUGCAGCCCAGAUGUGAGGAUGUGGAGACAGCAGAGGGGGUAGCCAUCACUGUCACAGGGGUGGCUCAGAUAAAAGUCAUGACGGAGCAGGACCUACUGGCCGUAGCUUGUGAGCAGUUUCUGGGUAAAUCAGUCAUGGAGAUCAAAGCUGUGGUCCUGCAGACUUUGGAGGGACAUCUGCGCUCCAUUCUAGGUACCCUGACUGUGGAGCAGAUCUAUCAGGACCGAGACCAGUUUGCUAAACUGGUGAGGGAGGUGGCAGCUCCUGACGUGGGCAGGAUGGGCAUCGAGAUUCUCAGCUUCACCAUUAAGGAUGUGUACGAUAAACUGGACUACCUGAGCUCCCUGGGGAAGACUCAGACUGCAGCCGUCCAGAGGGAUGCAGACAUCGGCGUGGCUGAGGCAGAGAGGGAUGCUGGGAUACGGGAGGCAGAAUGUAAGAAGGAGAUGAUGGACGUCAAAUUCCAGGCUGACACCAAGAUGGCCGACUCCAAACGAGAACUGGAGCUGCAGAAAGCUUCUUUCAACCAAGAAGUCAACACUAAGAAAGCCGAGGCUCAGCUGGCAUACGAGCUGCAGGCAGCCAAGGAGCAGCAAAAGAUCCGCCUGGAGGAGAUCGAGAUCCAAGUGGUGCAGAGGAAGAAGGAGAUCACUAUAGAGGAGAGAGAGAUCGUACGGACGGACAUGGAGCUCAUCGCCACAGUGAAGAGGCCCGCUGAGGCAGAGGCUUACAAAAUGCAGCAGCUGGCCGAGGGGCAGAAGAUAAAGACAGUGCUGAUAGCUCAGGCUCAGGCAGAGAAGAUCAAGAAGAUUGGAGAGGCGGAGGCCAGUUCCAUUGAAGCGGUGGGCAAGGCGGAGGCGGAGAAGAUGAGGCUGAAGGCUGAAGCCUACCAGCAGUACGGAGAGGCAGCUAAGACCGCUCUGGUCCUCGAGGCCCUGCCGAAGAUUGCUGGCAAGGUGGCAGCACCAUUAGGCAGGACCAGUGAGAUCGUCAUCCUCAGCGGGGAGGGCAGCCGCGUGACGGGCGAGGUGACCCGCCUUCUGGCUGAACUUCCUGUGUCUGUCAACGCUCUCACUGGAGUGGAUUUGACAAAGAUCCCGCUGCUGCAGAAGAUGACCAACGCUCAAGCCUGAAAAGCGCCGACUCCACAUAACUUCAGUAUCUGUUGUAUGCACUCUGAUAGACUGCCUUUAAUACACUUGAAGAAUUUUGUUGUUUUAUAUACUGUUAUACCAAGUGAAUUUUGGAAACCUCUGGUGCCUUACUUUAUACAGGGCCAGAAUAUCUGCAUGCACUGCUGCUCAUUCAAAGAUUUUUUUAUUUAAUUUUAACUUGGGGGCAUUUUAUGUUGUUUUUAUUUAAUUCUUAGUAUUUGAAUAUAUAUAGAUAGGUACAUAUUGGCCCGUUUGUACGACUUCUCGGUUGGCCUGUCUGCUGACUCUCACCCAUAGAUCCACUGCAGGUGAGCUGUUAACACCUGUGCUCUGGUAUUUAUACAUCGGGUCGUGUUUUUCAGACCACAAGGCCGCUGCUCUCACUUUUUACAUUCCGGACGUUGCAGGCCUUUACGUUGACUUAAAUACCUCUUUAUUUAUCGUUAGACACAUCUGCACUCCCUAGAUAAUCUGAAUUUUUUUCUUGUUUAUUGUAGAGCUUUCUUUGUAAUUUACAUGUUGUAAUUUUUAUCUAUUUAUUUAAUAAUUUAAUGCUUCGCUGAUUGAAUUUUACAAUGUAACAGGUGCUCACAAUCUUAAAAGAAGCCCCUUUCAUUGUGCAAAGUUUUCCUGUUCCCCUGAACGUAGUCUAAUUCCUUACAAACACUUGAUAUAAGCGUGAUACAUAUGAUUAUUAUUUAUAUGCUUAGCAGGGAAAUAGGAAGCAAAAUCAGAUUUUGUGCUGAUAUGUUUAGUUUUCAUGUCGUUCUUUAAUAUUUGUUAUGGGUUUUUAAUGUAAAAUGGUAGUAGUUGUUGGCCUUGAUUAAUUAAGAGUUGGUGUAAAAUAAAAAUAAAAAGGAUGAAAAAAAAUAGGGCCAUUCUAGUCAAAAUAAUAAUGAGAAAUAUGGUGCCAGGGGAGGGCAUAAUAUUCAGAUUUUUAAAAAAAACUUAUAGAGAAUAUUUUAGGGUUUUUCUUUUCAUAAAUUUGUGAGUUUUUUCUUGUGAAUUUUCCACUUUAAUCUCCCCCCUUCCCUGGCUCCAUGAUAAUUGAUAAAAGAUUUCAUGGACAAAAUUGUAAAAAAUUACUGGCUUCAAGUUGUGUCAAAUAUGUUUAUAUUGUGGAAGCAAAUUAAUGUGAAUAGAUUCCAAAAAGGAAAGGCCGAACAGUGAUGCCGCAUUAAACAGCUUGUCUUUUCAUUUUUAUUGUAUCAGAAGGACUUUGGAUACUGUAUCGUUUAUCUGAUCAUUACUUUCAUACUACAGAUAUCUGUAGAGGCUAAGCCAUGUUCCACAGGGUGUGUCAACAAACCAAACCUGUACACUUUUCAGAGAAACACACUUUCUGUUGAAUGUUUGCACAUGAAUUUGUUUUUAAUUACUGUGACAUGAAAUAUAGAAGAAUCUUUGCGCAGAGUAACAAUGUUUUAUCUAUUUAAUCAGUGAUGUUGCUGCUUGAAUACUUUGUUAUUUUAGAGUCUAAUGCACCAAAUGUUAAAGGGAUAGUCUGGAUUUUUUUGGAGUGGAGCUAUAUGAGGUACUUAUCCACGAUGAGUGUAUUGCAUACAUAUUGUAUGACAGUGAAAAGUCACACAACAACACAAACAAGUUACCAGAUCAAGGCAGCAGUAGACCAGCAAAUUCUGUGUCUUGCAAUGUAAAAUGAUUGAUUUGUCAAUGGAGUCUGGUGGCUUCAAGUGGAGACACUACAAGUAAAUAGGGUAUAAAUUAUAGAUAUCACUAGAUACCAGUUGUUGUUUUUUUUUUUACAUUAAGACGAUAUUUUUUACAAAUCGCAUUACAAAUUUUCUGAUAUGUUAUAAUUAGAUAUGCAAAUGAGGUGUGCACUCAUUAUAUAUCUGCUAAUUUGCAUAUCUUUCCAGUGCAUAAAUCUGAACAUUGGACAUUGGACAAAGCAAAUUUCAAAGUCAUUAUUUUAGUUUGUUGAUAUAUUCGAUUCAAAGUUCAUUACAGAAGGCAAUUGGAAUAUCUCUUUUUAUCAUUUCAUAAAUCAGAAAAUACUGUCUGAAUACUGAAAAUUAAGGCUGAGUCCUUCCUGCGGCGGAGCUGGGUUCGAAUCCGGCCUGAGGUCCCUUUGCCGCAUGUCCUCCCCUCUGUCUCCCCCUUUCUAUGUAUCACUUUCAAGAAAAAGCAAAAAUGCAGAAAAAUAAAUACAUAAAUAAAGUUAGGAAUAUAACUGGUCAGUUUGGUGUCUGUAAGUGGAGCUGAAGUUGAGAUUUAUGAGAAAAAACUAAUUUUGAGAAAACGGCCUUUAAAGGUUUUUAUACAUUCUUAAUAAAAAAUGAUUAUUUGAAGGCAAAAUCUAGAAUCUAAUUCACAGCAACAACAAUAUAGAACAUGUCAAACAUAAAAUUGUGCAGGAGAGUGGGAGCUUUAGAUCAUGCACACGGUGCAUUUUUUAAAAACAUAUAUUUAUUGGUUUUUGUGUUAAUAUAACAACAUCCAACAACCAAAACUUCACAAACAUAUCGCAGCAAUGAAAACAAUAAUUAAAAUAUCAAUAAUACUGAAAAGGACCAGAACAAAUGAAUAAUUAAAUAAAUGUAGAUAAUAAAAAAUAAAUAACAAAAAAAAAUUAAAAAAAUUAAACUGUGGUGAGUAUUCUUACUGUAUUCAACAGAUUAGAUAUUUUUCAUCAUCUUAUUGUCCCACCGCCUCCUCCUACUACAAUAACUUUUAGUGAAUUUAGGGUAAAUCUACAAAAUAUAGUCAAAUAUACACCAAAAUAUUUGUUUUUGAUCUUUCCACUAUUCUGAAAGAAGUAGAAUUUAUGGGAGAAAAAUGGCACAAAACCUCAACUUUGACCAGUGCAUGAAAAACAAUGCUUUUGCGUGUAGUGUAUCAGCUUAAAGAGGCGCCUAAAAUAUGUUAGAAUACAGCAGUACGUGGCUUUCUUUCCAUGUGUCGUCUGCUGUAGUAACACACUAACUGUGGAUGAGUUCCUCAUACAAACCGACCUCAAGAAAUCCAUUUCAGCUUCAGUGCAGCAGUAGAAGGGAAAGGUUUUUAGAAAAUCAUUUGGGGGAAGUUGUCAGGUACAGUAUAUUCGUGGCCAUAAUUCCUAUAAAAUGUAUUUCACCCACUUGGACACUUCCAGAAGAACUCUGUUAGCUGUAAAGCGCUGGACUCACCUAUACGAAACCUAAACUAGCAGACAGUGGCAUUUAGUUUGAACCUCAUAUCUCCAGCAGGUGACAGAAAACAAAUACAGAGGGAGUUUAACGCAUGAGCAUACUGACACAGAGGACUGUUAUUAUUAUUGUUGUUAAUAUUUUUGUGCUCAUCCUCAGUUGAUAUGUUGUAUCAUUCUUUGCUGAUGAAGUGACUUGACAAACUGUGACGAUUUGUUUAGCUUCCAAUGUGUCCAGUGUAUAUAUGACAUAUUUGUGUUAUAUUCCUGAUGUUAUUUGCAUUACAAACACUGUGUCUCAAUGCAUUUCUGUAUGCUAUUGCUGCAUGUCAUCCAUCUGUACUCCCAAUAAUCAUUUCACUCUGAGCUAAUGUCAUUCUAAUAAAUCAAAAUGCCACAUUUUUACAUGUA